CUAAAUGCUUUAUAAAUGUUGACUAAUGUGAUUCUCCCAAGGACCUAUGAGGCAGGUACCAUAAUCAUUGUUAUCCCCAUGUUACAGAUGAGGCCCAGAAAGGUUAAGCAAACUGCCCGAGGCCACAAAACCUGUAAGUGGCAGAGCUGGGAUUUGAACUGAGACCGGCCAGCUCCAUAGUCUAUGUCUUAACCAGCAUGGCACACACUCCCUGUCUAUUUCAUGUCAGUUAUCUGCUGAUGGUCAUGAUAUAAUAUUUUGGAGACAUGUUUAUAGGAGUAAAACAUGGUAAAGGUAAAGAUCAAUAGUAAGUGGAUAAUUAAUAGUAGCACCAGUGAAAACCUCAAAUGCAGUAGGCCAGUGGCAGGAGUUCUGAACACUCCAGUGUGGCUGCAGGGAUACAGCACGUGGACCAUGAAAGCUGAGUUGAGAGGAUGGGAGGGGAAAGGUGUUGGAGGGGAGGAGUCUGCUCCGGCAGAGGCAGAGACGCAUGACGAAGCCUGGGCUGCCGGGGAGAUGAUGAGUAAUUCAGGGCAGUCAGCCAGUAAUGUCAGGAAACCCAUGCACUGGUACAGCAUUUCACAGUCCAUGAAGCACUACCACAUCUGCUUUCUCACAGCCUUUUCUUCACUGCCAGGUGCAGUGAGCACUAUUGUCCCCAUUUCAGAGAUGGUCACUGAGUUCAGAGAGUAAAAGAGCCAGAGAAGAGCUACUAUUUGCUCCCAAGAUCUUCUGGCUUCAAAUUCUGAGUUCUUUUCUCUACUCCACUGUGUCAGGGAUCUUUGGUGGCAAGUGACAGAAAUAGAAAUUCAACACGAUUGAGCAACAUAGGUGGUUUUUUUGGCUCAUGGAAAUGAGAAGUCCACAGGGUGGACAUCAGAUAUGGCUGAAUCCAGGACCUCACAUGAUGCCAUGGGGACUCCUGAUAUGUAUUUCUCAGUAUGGAUGCCAUUUUCAAGGAGGCUGUCUCCACGAGGUGACAAAGAUGGCUACAAGCUCUCAGAAGAUACCAAAAAAAGUGUCAGUUUUCUAGAGUUCUAGAAAAAAAAAUCUCAGGACUGCUUUCACUGGCCUUGCCUGGGUUGACAUCCAUCCCUGAUGCAAUCACUGUGGUCAGACAGAUGGGGUGUUUUGAUUGGCCAAGCCUGGGUCAGGAGCCCACUUUGUGGAGCAUGGGGUGGAGUCAGCCUCAGGCAAACCACUAGAGGCAGCUCAGAUGGAGGAGCUCUUUGGGAAGAGAUGCCGGGCAGGCAGAAGCAGCAGGUACCCGCUCCGCAUCCCUAGGGCUCUGUGAUGUAGGCAGAGGCCUGUAGGAGUCAGCAUGCUGCGUGGCUGGGCCGCCCCCUUGCUCCUGCUGCUGCUCCAGGGAGGCUGGGGCUGCCCCGACCUCGUCUGCUACACCGAUUACCUCCAGACGGUCAUCUGCAUCCUGGAGAUGUGGAACCUCCACCCCAGCACGCUCACCCUUACCUGGCAAGACCAGUAUGAAGAGCUGAAGGACGAGGCCACCUCCUGCAGCCUCCACAGGUCGGCCCACAAUGCCACGCACGCCACCUACACCUGCCACAUGGAUGUAUUCCACUUCAUGGCCGACGACAUUUUCAGUGUCAACAUCACAGACCACUCUGGCAACUACUCCCAGGAGUGUGGCAGCUUUCUCCUGGCUGAGAGCAGGUUUUCCCACCAAGUCAAGCCAGCUCCCCCUUUCAACGUGACUGUGACCUUCUCAGGACAGUAUAAUAUCUCCUGGCGCUCAGAUUACGAAGACCCUGCCUUCUACAUGCUGAAGGGCAAGCUUCAGUAUGAGCUGCAGUACAGAAACCGGGGAGACCCCUGGGCUGUGAGUCCGAGGAGAAAGCUGAUCUCAGUGGACUCAAGAAGUGUCUCCCUCCUCCCCCUGGAGUUCCGCAAAGACUCAAGCUAUGAGCUGCAGGUGCGGGCAGGGCCCAUGCCUGGCUCUUCCUACCAGGGGACCUGGAGUGAGUGGAGUGACCCGGUCAUCUUUCAGACCCAGUCAGAGGAGUUAAAGGAAGGCUGGAACCCUCACCUGCUGCUUCUCCUCCUACUUGUCAUAGUCUUCAUUCCUGCCUUCUGGAGCCUGAAGACCCACCCAAUGUGGAGGCUAUGGAAGAAGAUGUGGGCCGUCCCCAGCCCCGAGCAGUUCUUCGUGCCCCUGUACAAGGGCUGCAGCGGAGACUUCAAGAAGUGGGUGGGUGCUCCCUUCACUGGCUCCAGGCUGGAGUUGGGACCCUGGAGCCCAGAAGUGCCCUCAGCCCUGGAGGUGUACAGCUGCCACCCACCACAGAGCCCGGCCAAGAGGCUGCAGCUCACGGAGCUACGGGAGCCAGCAGAGCUGGUGGAGUCUGACGGCGUGCCCAAGCCCAGCUUCUGGGCGACGGCCCAGAACUCAGGAGGCUCAGCUUACAGUAAGGAGAGGGACCGGCCGUACGGCCUGGUGUCCAUUGAUACAGUGACUGUGCUAGAUGCAGAGGGGCCAUGCACCUGGCCCUGCAGCUGUGAGGAUGACGGCUACCCAGCCCUGGACCUGGAUGCUGGCCUGGAGCCCAGCCCAGGCCUAGAGGAUCCACUCCUGGGUGCGGGAACCACAGUCCUCUCCUGUGGCUGUGUCUCAGCUGGCAGCCCUGGGCUAGGAGGGCCCCCGGGAAGCCUCCUGGACAGACUAAAGCCACCCCUUGCAGAUGGGGAGGACUGGGCUGGGGGACUGUCCUGGGGUGGCCGGUCGCCCGGAGGGGUCUCAGAGAGUGAGGCGGGCUCGCCCCCGGCUGGCCUGGAUAUGGACACGUUUGACAGUGGCUUCGUGGGCUCUGACUGCAGCAGCCCUGUGGAGUGUGACUUCACCCGCCCCGGGGAUGAAGGGCCCCCCCGGAGCUACCUCCGCCAGUGGGUGGUCAUUCCUCCGCCACUUUCGAGCCCUGGACCCCAGGCCAGCUAGUGACACUGACCGGCUGUCCAGCGCUGGCCAGGCCACUGGGCCCUGACCCAGAGACAAGGCCACUUGAGCUAUGAUGUGAAGACACCUGCAGCCUUUGGUCUCCUGGAUGGGCCUUUGAGCCUGAUGUUUACAGUGUGUGUGUGCGUGUGCGCGUGCAUGUGCACGUGCAUAUGCAUGUGUAUGUGUGCAUAUGCGUGUGUGUGUGCAUAUGUGUGCGUGAGUGUGUGUAUGUGUGUGUCUUAGGUGCGCAGUGGCAUGUCCACCUGUGUGUGUGAUUGCAUGUGCCUGUGGGCCUGGAAUAAUGCCCAUGGUACUCCAUACAUUCGUCUGCCCUGUACAUAUCUGGGCCCACGGAGCUCAUCCAUGUGCACGAGUGUGCACAGCAAACAUGUCUGUGGUCAACAGAUGACAACAGCCAUCUUCCCUUCUAGGGUCUUGUGUGGCAAGCUGGUCCACAGCACCUCCGGGGCUUUGUGGGAUCAGGGCAUAGUGUGACAGAGGCCGACUCCAGGCCUCCAGCUCCUGCCUCCAGGAGCUGCAAGAAGUCCAUGUUGUUCCUUAUCACCUGCCAGCAGGAAGGGAAAGGGGAUGGAGUGAGCCCACAGUGACCCCGGGAAUGGGAAGGCCCAUGGACGAAGGUCUGAAUCCCGACUCUGAUACCUUCUGGCUGUGCUACCUGAGCCAAGUUGCUGCCCCUCUCUGGUCUAGAGUUUCCUUGUCCGGACAAUGGGGAAGGCAUGACCCACCUGGGGGAAAUUGGCGAUGUCACCCGUGUACAGUACACAGCCCAGAGCAGACCCUCAAUAAACGUCAGCUUCCUUCCUUCUGUGGCCAGAGCCGAGGCGGGCGGGGGUGAGAACAUCAAUCGUCAGUGACAGCCUGGGUGCCCAAGGGGCCGUCCCACUUGCAGAGGGCCACUCAGGGGGUUUCCAGGCUUAAAAUCAGUCUGUUGCAUCUCGUGGAAACAGCUCCCCACCAACCAAGAUUUCUUUUUCUAACUUCUGCUACUAAGUUUUUAAAAAUUCCCUUUAUGCACUCAAGAGAUAUUUGUUAAACACCAAUUACAUAGCAGGCCAAGGCUCAUGGGACCCUUCCCCCGUGGCAUUCAUGGAGGGAGGGUGCAGGCCGGAACCAUGCAGUAUGCUCCAGCCACACGUCCUGCUGGCCCCCCCCACCCCGCCCCAGUUCAGUCCUGCAUCUUAUUUGUUCAUCCUGGAUAACUGAAGAAAGGUCAAGUUUUUAAUCAUUGAUUUGUCAGAGAACCUGUCGAAGUGUGAAUUAAGAAGCUAAGAAAAUACUUCUUAGCAACAUUUUCUUUUUCUUUUUUUUUCUUUUGAGACAGAGUUUCACUCUUGUUGCCCAGGCUGGAGUGCAGUGGUGCAAUCUCGGCUCACCGCAACCUCUGUCUCCCCGGUUCAAGCGAUUCUCCUUCAUCAGCCCCCGAGAAGCUGGAAUUACAGGCACACACCACUACACCUGGCUAAUUUUUGUAUUUUUAGUAGAGCUGGGGCCACCCUGGCCCGGCCCCAUCUUCCCCAAAGGGCAGACUGCAGGCUGCAGGGCGGUGCUGGAGGAGCCAGCUCUGGCUCACUCACGCUUUUGGAGCAGGGUUGCGUUGGAAGUCAGCAGAAGUUGGUCCUUCAUUUCUCAUCUGUGAAAUGGGGUGGUUGGGAGAGGUAGCUGAGAGAAUGCGUGAGAGUCCUUGGUGCCUGGCAGGAGGCUGGAAGGUUUUAGAACACUGGUGGUUAUAAGGGUGGGACUGUGAGCCUGGGACCGAGGGGUGUGAGACUUGGAUGGGAGCACAAGAGUAGAAGCACAGCUUCUGCACGGGGGGCCGCCCUCAGCACCCCCUGCACCUGCACCCUAGGGACUCUUGGGUCCAGAUGUGCUGUGGUUUUCACACCUUCUUGGGGGCAACAGGUUCCAGGAGCCACCUGCAGGUGUCACCUGAGCUAGGCUCCCAGGAAACCAGCGCAGCUCUCCUGCACCCAGAGCUUGCUGGGUGGGGGAGGGGAACACAGAUGGCUGGGGAGGGCCCGACUGAGGCCAGACUGGGGGACUCUGGACUGGAGCAGACGAGGUUUCUCAGGAUCCCACCUUUGAAGGGAACUCAGUCCAUAAACACAGAGGAGCAAAGUUGGAGGCUAGGCGCAGUAACUCACACCUGUGAUCCCAGCACUUGGGAGGCCAAGGCAGGUGGAUCACUUGAGGCCAGGAGUCCAAGACCAGCCUGGGCAACAUAGCAAGGCCCUAUCUCUACAAAAAUUAUUAUUUUUUAAAAAAAUUAGCCUGGCGUGGUGGUGCUUGCCUGUAGUCCCAGCUGCUCGGAAUGCUAAGGUGGGAGGAUCGCUGGAGCCCAGGAGUUUGAGGCUGCAGUGAGCUGUGAUUGCACCGUUGCACUCUAGCCUGGGUCACAGAUCAAGACCCUGUCUCUUAAAAAUAAAAGUUGGAGACAAGAGCUGGCUCAUCACCUGAAAGGACGGAUUAGUAGCUAGGAGGGUGGGUGGAGGAUGGAUGAAUGUGUGGAUGGAUAGGAGGAUGGUAUUAAGUUGGUGCAAAAGUCUUUGCUAUUACUCUUAAUGGCUUUAAUAAAGAGCUUGAAGGAAGAAUGGUUGGUUGGAUAGACAGAGAUAAACGCAUACUGGAAACAAAGAUAAAGAUAAAACACAAGUCAUACCAGGCCAGCAACUCUGUCUGUUUUGUUCACUGCCUUUAGUCUCAGCCUGGCACAUAGUAGGCACUCAAUAAAGCCUGAUUUGUAGCA
This is a messenger RNA of Piliocolobus tephrosceles (Ugandan red Colobus), 5717 nucleotides long. RefSeq names its product interleukin 21 receptor (gene IL21R). Gene Ontology annotation, biological process: cytokine-mediated signaling pathway. Lineage: Eukaryota; Metazoa; Chordata; Mammalia; Primates; Cercopithecidae. The coding region runs from base 1322 to 2953 and encodes 543 amino acids. Gene Ontology annotation, cellular component: external side of plasma membrane; membrane. The transcript has 9 exons. The record is from RefSeq and is a predicted model, not a curated record. Gene Ontology annotation, molecular function: protein binding; cytokine receptor activity.